AUGGCCUGGUGGGGCUGGCUGGUGACGGGGUGGUCCUUGGCCUUCCUGGCUUUCGAGCGCUACAUCGUCAUCUGCAAACCCUUCGGCAACUUCCGCUUCAGCUCCAAGCACGCCCUGAUGGUGGUGGUGGCCACCUGGGUCAUCGGCGUCGGCGUCGCCGUCCCCCCCUUCUUCGGGUGGAGCAGGUACGUGCCCGAGGGGCUGCAGUGCUCCUGCGGCCCCGACUGGUACACGGUGGGCACCAAGUACAAGAGCGAGUACUACACCUGGUUCCUCUUCAUCUUCUGCUUCAUCGUGCCCCUCUCCCUCAUCAUCUUCUCCUACUCCCAGCUGCUCAGCGCCCUGCGGGCCGUGGCCGCGCAGCAGCAGGAGUCAGCCACGACGCAGAAGGCGGAGCGGGAGGUGUCCCGCAUGGUGGUGGUGAUGGUGGGCUCCUUCUGCCUCUGCUACGUGCCCUACGCGGCCCUGGCCAUGUACAUGGUGAACAACCGGAACCACGGCCUCGACCUGCGCCUGGUCACCAUCCCUGCCUUCUUCUCCAAGAGCGCCUGCGUCUACAACCCCAUCAUCUACUGCUUCAUGAACAAACAGUUCCGCGCCUGCAUCAUGGAGACGGUCUGCGGGAAGCCCAUGACGGACGACUCGGAUAUCUCCAGCUCGGCCCAGAGGACGGAGGUCUCGUCCGUCUCCUCCAGCCAGGUCAGCCCCAGCUGA
Messenger RNA from Gymnogyps californianus (California condor), 714 nucleotides. RefSeq names its product opsin 1, short wave sensitive (gene OPN1SW). The record is from RefSeq and is a predicted model, not a curated record. The transcript is spliced from 5 exons. NCBI's taxonomy places the organism in Eukaryota, Metazoa, Chordata, Aves, Accipitriformes, Cathartidae. Bases 1 to 714 code for a protein of 237 amino acids. Gene Ontology annotation, biological process: phototransduction; visual perception; G protein-coupled receptor signaling pathway. Gene Ontology annotation, molecular function: G protein-coupled receptor activity. Gene Ontology annotation, cellular component: membrane; photoreceptor outer segment.